AUGAGGAUCCUUGGGGUAGGCAGCGUGUUGGAGGCCGCUCGGCCGGUGGCGGCGAUGGUGGUGGUGGAGUUCGUCUUCUCGGCUAUGCAGAUCUUCAUCAAGCUCGCGCUCGACGACGGCAUGGACGUCCGUGUCCUCGUCGCCUACAGGCCCAUGUUCGGCGCCGCGUUCCUCUGCCCCGUCGCCUUCCUCAUUGAGAGGAAGAAGCGGCCACCAUUAACCGUCAAGGUUGUGACAGGGUUAUUCUUGUGUGGACUGUUCGGAGUCACCAUGAACCAGAACCUGUUGGUGCUUGCCCUCAAGCUGACGAAUUCGGCGACCAUCGUUACAGCUCUCAGCAACCUCACCCCUCAAGCUACCUUCAUCGUCGCAAUCCUGACUAGGAUGGAGACUUUGAAGCUCAGAAAGCCUAGCGGUCAAGCGAAACUGGCGGGAACCCUGGUCGGGCUGGGCGGCGCGAUGCUGCUGACGUUCUACAAGGGCCCGGAGAUGAGGUUCCUCCACCGUCUGGCGCACACCGGGCUCAGCCACGCCAGCGGCGAUCACCAGCUCCGCCCGCAGCCGGCCGCGGGUUCUCGGAUUCUCGGCUCGUUCCUCGCCAUCGCCGGCUGCUUCACCUAUGCGAUCUGGCUCACGAUCCAGGCCAAGGUCGUCCAGGUCUACCCGUGCCACUACUCCAUCGCUGCUCUGGUGUGCGUCUUCGGCGCGGUCCAGUCGACGCUGCUCACGCUCUGCAUCCACAGAGACGCCGACCACUGGAGGCUCGGGCUCAACAUCAGGCUCUACGCGUCGGCUUUCGCGGGUAUCGUGGCGUCCGGGUCCGCCUUCCCGCUCAUGUCAUGGUGCCUGCAGAAGAAAGGGCCCCUCUACGUCGCCAUGUUCGGACCUCUCAUCAUCGUCUUCGUCGCGGUCAUGAGCUCCGUCGUCCUCAACGAGGCCCUGCACAUCGGAAUUGUUCUUGGUGCUGUGCUGAUCGUGGCGGGGCUGUACAUGGUGCUGUGGGGCAAGGUCAAAGAGGAAGAUGAACAAGAAGCCGAUGCGCCAAAACUUGUUGGUCAAAAGGACGUGCUGGGCAAGGAGUCCGUUCCACAGGCUAACCGUGAAGUUAAUGAGGAAAAUAACUUUAGGCUAGUCAUAGUGAGAGACUAG
Molecule: messenger RNA, 1149 nt
Organism: Triticum turgidum subsp. durum (durum wheat)
Lineage: Eukaryota; Viridiplantae; Streptophyta; Magnoliopsida; Poales; Poaceae
Source: the annotation of a GenBank genome assembly